Messenger RNA from Hemibagrus wyckioides, 2407 nucleotides. RefSeq names its product solute carrier family 29 member 3 (gene slc29a3). The record is from RefSeq and is a predicted model, not a curated record. Bases 197 to 1621 code for a protein of 474 amino acids. Lineage: Eukaryota; Metazoa; Chordata; Actinopteri; Siluriformes; Bagridae. Gene Ontology annotation, biological process: nucleoside transmembrane transport. Gene Ontology annotation, molecular function: nucleoside transmembrane transporter activity. The transcript is spliced from 6 exons. Gene Ontology annotation, cellular component: plasma membrane; Golgi apparatus.
AUGCGCUAUAAAACAUCGAAGAAGAAGACGAAACCCUACCACUUACUGGCGUUGAGUCAGUGUCCGUGUUUACUUGGGAGCAGCAGUUAUGUGAAUAUUCAGACCGUCUAAUAGAAAUAUUUGCUUCUGUUUUUUAUAUUUAUGAAUCACGUGCGAAGAUGAAACAGCAACGACAGCGUCUGAGUGAAGGUUUCUGAUGGAUGGUAUGAAUCAUCUGCAGGGCAGCCUGAAUUCUUUAUACAUCCCCACACUUCACCCCACCAUGUCUGAUGAGAGGUCAGAGGUCAAGCAAGAGGGGGAGGCGGAGGGGGAUAUGACAUCACUGCUUGCCCGCCAGAGGCCGCAUGAUUCUUACUGCCUUGUUUAUGGCAUAUUUUUCAUUCUGGGCAUUGGCUCGCUGCUACCAUGGAACUUCUUCAUCACAGCCAAGCACUACUGGCUUUACAAACUAAACAACAGGUCCAGCCUGGCCAGCCACCAAGAGCUCCACACUGAUCUCAGCGAUUACUUUGAGAGCUACCUUGCCAUUGCAUCCACUGUUCCUUCAGUGUUGUGCCUAGUCCUAAACUACCUCCUUGUGAACAGGCUGUCCUCUGAUGUUCGGAUCCUUUUGUCUCUGGCUGUGAUCCUGCUUGUGUUCAUGGUCACUACAGUGCUGGUGAAGAUGGAUGUGUCAGGCUGUAGAGAGAAGUUCCUGACUGGUACUCUGGCCAGUGUUGCGCUUGUCAGUGGAGCCUCCAACAUUUUCAGUGGCAGCAUGUUCGGCAUCAGCGCACAUUUCCCUAUGAGGAUAUCACAAGCUCUCAUAUCAGGUCAAGCGAUGGGUGGCACUUUGAGUGCAGUAGCAUCUAUAGUGGAUCUGGCUGCAACAAGUGAUGUGACGAACAGUGCAUUGGCUUACUUCCUUACUGCUGACAUUUUCAUUAUCUUCUGCGUAAUCAUGUACCUGCUGCUGCCCAAACUGGCCUACUCCAGGUAUUAUCUGGGGGCUUCCUGCACUGGCACUGCCAUUGCCACCACAUCUGAAAGCUCUCUGUCCACUCCUGAAUCCACCAACAAUCCGACCGUCAUUUCUGUGCCUCCUCUCAAACCCAUCAUGGGAAAGAUGUGGACACUGAGUAUAUAUGUCUUUUGGGUCUUCUUCAUCUCCAUCACCAUCUUCCCAGCCAUCUCUUCAGGCAUCCAGUCGGUGGAUAAAGACUCAGACAGCCCCUGGAGCGGCACCUAUUUUGUGCCACUCACUAGCUUCCUCCUGUAUAACGUGGCAGACUUCAGUGGUAGGCAAAUGACAAUUUGGCUUCAGGUUCCUGGCCCAACCAGCCCUGUGUUGCCUAUCCUUGUGGUUUGCAGGACUGCAUUAGUGCCACUUUUCAUGUUCUGUAACUACCAGCCUCGGCAUCACCUGCACCAGAUAUUUUUUGCCCAUGACAUCUUCCCUGUGAUAUUUAUAUGCCUGCUAGGGCUCUCUAAUGGAUAUCUGGGUACUCUGACCAUGAUAUAUGGGCCUAAGGUGGUCCCACGUGACCUGGCAGAACCAGCUGGUGUGAUCAUGUCAUUUUUCCUGGCAGCGGGGCUAGCAGCAGGCUCUGCUUUCUCUGUUUUGCUUGUCUACAUUUUCUGAUUGGUAUAAUCUUGAAAAUGGUCUUGUUUACAUUUAGCUCCACUAAACUGUUCUAACUGCAAUCUUAAACUUUUUUAAAAAACCACAAAUGAAAGCUGAUUAAUCCAUUUCAUUAAUGAAAUAUAUGGAAUAUGGUCUUUCUACUGCAGGUUAAAUACUUUGUAAUAACAGUUAAAUUCAGUCUUUUUAGUUUAAGGCCAGGUUUAUACUUGAUGCAGCUGUAGAUGCAGCUUCACAAAUUUUAUAGCUUCACACGGUUCCCAAAGUUUCUUGUAUCAAAACUCAAUUCUAGAUUCAUGUGUGGUUUGGGAAAUUAGGUUGUUUUUUGUGCCAAGUGUUCUUUUCUCUUUUUUUUUUGAAAGAAGCAGCAGAGGUUGGUAUCUGGUAUGUUGUAUUUGGCUGAUGAGGAUGAAAGGAAUGAGAACCUAUUUUUAUACAUAUUGUUAAUUCUUCCUAUUAAUUAAUUAAUUGGCCAAAUGUGAAAGGUCUGUGGGUUUGGUGUGAACUAUGUUUACUAAACUGGAUCUAUCAUAUUAGUAUUAGUGACCAGAGUCAGGAGGAGGACAGGAGUUUAAAUCAUGUACAAUUUUAUUUUACAAUUCUUUUUACAAAAUUACAAUAUUUUGCUAAACAUUUUUUAUAAAGUUUUUAUGAAGACCUAACAUAAUGAAAAUGUCACAGAUUGAUAAACAUGUAAUUGAAAAUGCUUGUGAGUUUUGGACUUGACAGAAGAUCAUGCAUCUUUAGAAUAUGCCCAAAUAUAAUAAAGAAUAUAUUUAUUAUAUU